This is a messenger RNA of Hirsutella rhossiliensis, 627 nucleotides long. RefSeq lists its product as uncharacterized. The transcript has a single exon. The coding region runs from base 1 to 627 and encodes 208 amino acids. The record is from RefSeq and is a predicted model, not a curated record. NCBI's taxonomy places the organism in Eukaryota, Fungi, Ascomycota, Sordariomycetes, Hypocreales, Ophiocordycipitaceae.
AUGCCACCCAAAUGCACGCAGCGCUCCGCUCCUCUCCGCUGCGACCGACCUCGAGUCCGCGCGCCUCGACCAUUCUCCAGCGGCCAUAGGCGACGUGCCUCCGACGACCCUGCGGCCAGUGACGGAACGUCGACGGCUCGCUGCAGACGACAUGACGGAGACGCUGUGCCACCAGGCGAGGACCCUACGCUGCCGUCACUGCGCGGCUUUCGUUGGCCCCGACUCUUGCUUCCCGCCUUUAUUGUCGAGGCCCGCCCCGAUGCAAAGGGCCUCUGGUCGAGUCAAGCUUUCGUCCCAACACCAACGCCAACCAACCCCUCCAAUGGUGCGUUCUCGUCUCCCGACCUCCCACCACCACGGCUAGUGGCGAGGCUGCCGCUGCUUCAUGGCCUUGUCCACUCCAAAGCCGUAUCGCCGCUGUGGGCCACCGCCCGUCCCUCCCACCGCCAAGGUGCCAUGGUAGGAUCCGCCCUCUCCAUCGUGCCCAGACCGCGCCUCUUUGCCGCGGCCCGUCGACCGAGCCUCGCCUGUCAACCGAACCCGCUCUCUCAGCUGCCGACAUGCGAUCCUCGCCCAGGCAGUGUAUGUCUCGAGCAGCUGUGUCUCGCCGCUCAUAGCCGACGUUGA